GCUUGAUAGAACGGAUACUUGUUUCUUUUCGUUUUACGGCGCGCGUUGACUUAUUGAAGCACGUGGUUGAAUUUAGUUAUGAUUGAAGCAGCAGCGUGCAAAGACGCGUUAUCAAAGAUGUUGAGGGCGUGCGAUUUUUUGAAGUAACACACUACAUUGAUACGCUUCAAAUCACGUGUACUUCUUUGUCAAUGAUUUUGCGGAAUUUCUCUGGAGGAGCAGGGAUGCUUACGUGAAAGAAUUUAUCUUCUGAAAUAUUUCUCAAAGGAAUAAACUUACCGAAAACAUUAGUUUCUUAGAAAGCAACUUAUUGGAUUUCCUUUAAAAUACCUCAUUGCAAGUGAUUCAAUUACACUUCGUUUUUUUCUGAAUUGGCAUCAGUGUUACUUUCAAAAGCUCAGACGAUAUCAAAAGAAUGACUACGUUGAUGUAGUUGAUCUUCGCAAUUUACUUAUUAAUUAUCUGUUACUGAAAACGAUGUUUUUUAUCUAUUAAAAUGAUCAUUUUUUACUGCAAACGAUUUUUGGAAUAUUUAAAAUUAGAAAAUCUGAUUGCAAACGAUAUUUACGUUAAUAGAAAUUAAGAAUAAUUUUUACUAUAGAUGACUUUUAAAAUUGUUGGCAACAUUCUUAAAGUAUAGAAUUUUCAGCAUCAAGGAUGAAAACGUUGUAUUAAUUUGAUUUAAAUUUCGAUAACACGUUUGCAAUACUUUAUCAAAUUAAGCCAAGAUUUAGUUGUUUUUUUUAUGUGAUGUAGAGGUAUAUAAGUGGAAAAAUGGAAAAAUAUUGCUUCAAUAAUGCAAGAAAGUGAAAGCAGUGAAAGGCAACUUGUGUUUAUGUUCAUACUCCAUAAAUCCCGUUUACCUUGAUUCUUCCGUAAAAGUGGUCUUCCAACGGAUAUUACACGUAAUAUCUACGCUCGGAGGAUUACCACCAUAAAACCCAAGGAGUUAAGCAGCUGUUUUCUUACACUUUUUUUCCUGGUCUUCCGUUGUCUCAACAAACAGGGCAUAAUUAUGUAAAUGAAAUCAUGAAGACCAUUCCGUCCAGUGGAAGAAGGUUUCAUACUGGAUGUUGAAAGAAAGGAAUGGGCACAGAUAUUCCACUCUGGAUAGGUGGACUUCAAAAGUGGGUGACAGGAGUCUCUAAACAAACGACUUGUGAAGACAUUAUCAAAGCUGUUUUAUUAGCGAACGAAAGUUUCCACCAUCACAAAAGCGGUAGCAAAUCACAUCGUGAUUACAAACAUUACGUCAUAGUGGAACGUUGGCACAAAGUGGAAAAACCUCUGGAUCCGCGCUCCCGGCUCCUUAAAGUGUGGAACACUUGGGGUCUGGAGCAAUGCAACGUUCGAUUCCUCCUGAAGAGAGCGCACCACGCUCAAACUUCGGGUUCCACCCCACGUGACGUUAAAUCGCACCGGCGGAAGGUUAAUUCCAAAUCUACAAAAACUUGGCAUCCUCGUAAACUUCGAUCAGAAUCUGAGGAUGACGGAAGUGUCGCUUGUUGUCUGGACAACGAUGAACACUUUCCAGCAACGGAAGACCAACUCAGAAAUCUCAUUGCUUCCCAAAGUGAUGCUAUUUCAUCUCAAGUUAGGAAAUUGCGAGACAAAGAUGAGGAGAUUGAAGUCAUUGAGAACGGAAUCCAUACGCAGCGGAUGCGCCAAAUUGGCGCCAAUUACGUCCUCGAUACGUACUUAGCUGACUCCAGUGAAGGUGAGGCGGCUAAUGUUAACACUGCCACUAGCAACGAAACUCCUAGUGAUUCUAAAAAACAAUCUACCACUGAUGUCUGUGAUACUUUAGAUGAUUGCAUCGAACUUUACCAAAAGGUUCUUCUAAUAUGGGACAGGGUGCAUCAAGAGGAACUGACCAUUAAAGAUCUAACUCUGAAAAUUCAGCAGAGUCUUGAAAAAAAAGACAGUGAUACGAAUUGCAAACUUCUUGAUGAGGACCCUGAACUAGCGUUUGCUGGUCCGGAAAGGUUAGAGGAGAUCUUACACCGAACUAAAAACGAUAUAGAGAGGUUGUUGAGGAUAAACCAAACACAACAAUUAACAAUCCAACAAAAUGAAAAAACCUUGUUAGAUUGUACAAAGAUAAUACAAGAUAAGCAUUACUACUUGCAACAUUUAAAAUCUGAUCUUGAUAGAUUAGACCAAGAGAAUGCACGACUGCAAGAAGAGUUUUCUGCUAUACAAGUGAUAUCAAUGGAUCGAACUGCUUCCUGUGAAGCACCAGAAAAUGGUGAUAGCAAUUCAGAUACAGGUUUGAGCUCUAUGCAUAGCAGCAGUGACGACGGAGGAAAUAUUUUAGAUACAUUAGUAUAACACUCAUUGUUUAUAUGCAAUCAUUCUUUGUGUCGUUUUUUUUUCAAAGUUAUCAUAUAAAAUUUGAAUGAAUACUGUUGUCAAACAUAUGUAUCUCUUUCGUUUACACUUUGCCUAAUUUAAUUUAAUUUCUGUGUUUAAUGUAAUACUAAAAUAUACAACGUUAAUUUAAGAAUUCAAUAUAAAAUGCAAAAAGCAAAAUAGUUAUGUAAGAUCGACUUAUGGGUCACAAAAUAUUUUUACAUUGCAAACAUGUUUUUGGUGCUAGCCAUAAAAAUCAGUUUCUCUAAAAAAAUGUCGAAUAUAUUAAACUCAAAAAAUUUAAAUAUUUUAGCAUUAACUUUUUCAACAUUUACUGUGGAGUUUAAAUUAAAUGACUUCCAGUUAUAAGAAUCACCAACUAUCUGAAUCAUUUUAAGUAGCUAUAGUUGUAGUUUGUCUAUAGAAAUAACUCCCUUUACCAUGCAGUCUAAGGCCGUCUGCUGCUAUGGAAACAAGAAAUAUCUCAUUUUAAAAAGGGGAGCUUCUUUCUUCCCUGAUUCCCUUUAUCUCGCCAACCAGAGUCAAAACCUGUCUUAAAUAAUGACCCUACUUGAAAUAGUUAAAUAUCGUAACCAUCACAACUACCACUCCAGGUGAAUGGCUAAGGGAGUUCUUUAUAUUGACAAACAAUACUACGGUUUCCAGCAUAGUAUGGGCAUCAGUCAGUUGAAGUUUAGGUUUUGAUGCGCCUUCAGCAGACCUAAAACAAAUUUUAUUUUUAUCCAUUAAGUUGACACAAUAAGUUAAGUCGAUUUCAUUCCCUACGGUUAAAACUAUUUAUUUCACUCAUUUGAUUUUUCGAAUUUUGUAUGAUUCCAAAUAAUAUGAUUAAUUGGUGUUCUAAUGUAAAGCGUUCUCCUUUUAAUAGUACUUUCUUACAAUUUUCUAACUUGUUUAAAUUUAUCUAGCCUGUAAAUUAUUACAGAAUUUAAAAAUAUAUUCGAUCAUUUCUAAAUCUUUUUUUGUAUCCAUAUUUAAUUAAAUGGUGAUAAUGACUUUUCCAAUUUUAUUCGUCACGAAUACAAAUUAUCUUCAAAAAUGUACAGUUUGAAAUGUUGGACAAGCUCAACUGCACUGAAAAAAAUUCCGGCUUAAAUUACAGUAUAAAGUACUGGCAUCAUACGGGAAAUUCAUUUUUAUCUUAAAAUAUUAUACCGUAAUUUAUACAGUAAUAUUUAUUUAAUUAGUGAUUCAGUAACUUUGCGAUAAUUACUAUAAAUGUUGUGAUAUUACUGUAAAAAUUACGGUAUAUCAUAUUGUUGUUUCGUAACAUGUUCCGGUAAACGUGUGUUCUCCGGUAAAAAGUACCGGCGCCCAGAAUGCCGGUAUUUUCUACCAUAGUUUGUACCGGAAUUGUUUACAGUGUAACUUUGAAACAACGGUAGUAAGCUCAAAGCAAUGCUUCAAAGUAAAAAACAACGUAAAUACGUUUUAAAAAGUGCUACAAACACAAAACAAUUAACAAAUAUUUCCGCAUUCUAAAAAUACCUAAUGUAUGUUCAUAGUAAUAAUUUUCUUAUUUAACUGCUAGAACUUAACAAUUAAAAUACUUUUAGCUCUCAUACACAUUUAAACCUGAAUUUCAUAUAUAAAACAACUGUAGAAGGUGCAAUUUUGAAUAUUACUUUAUUUAAAUUGAUUAUACUAAAAUAUUCAACUGAUAUAUUCUGAUACAUUAUAAUUAAAAGUAAUCAUAUAAGUAUAUAAUAGACAAAAUAAAUAUUGAAUCUUUAUCUCACCUAGUUUGAAUUUUCAUGUAUCGUUUGUGUUUCUCAGUCUAGUCUAUAUUUUCAUAUAUUAUAACCAAUAGAUAAUAAUUCUUAUCCUUGUUCUAUAUAUACUACUUUAAGUCACAAAAUACUUUAUUCAGACAUGACUCUAUGACUUAGAUUUAUUUCCUAUGUCUCCAGGUAAAAAUACAAGCAUGUAUGUUCGAUUGUCUCAGUAAAAUUGUAUACUUCACACUAUUGUAUAAAUCAAUGUCAGUUUAUAAAUAAACUUUAUGUCUUUCUUA
This is a messenger RNA of Parasteatoda tepidariorum (common house spider), 4387 nucleotides long. RefSeq names its product ras association domain-containing protein 10. The record is from RefSeq and is a predicted model, not a curated record. Gene Ontology annotation, biological process: signal transduction. Lineage: Eukaryota; Metazoa; Arthropoda; Arachnida; Araneae; Theridiidae.